Peromyscus californicus insignis is the source of this 4131-nucleotide messenger RNA. It is a transcript of the gene Smarca1, whose product is annotated as SWI/SNF related, matrix associated, actin dependent regulator of chromatin, subfamily a, member 1. The record is from RefSeq and is a predicted model, not a curated record. Gene Ontology annotation, molecular function: DNA binding; ATP binding; histone binding. The coding region runs from base 235 to 3462 and encodes 1075 amino acids. Gene Ontology annotation, cellular component: chromatin; nucleus. Gene Ontology annotation, biological process: nucleosome organization; regulation of transcription by RNA polymerase II. The transcript has 26 exons. NCBI's taxonomy places the organism in Eukaryota, Metazoa, Chordata, Mammalia, Rodentia, Cricetidae.
UUGGGGGCAUAUGGAGAAGUAGAAUUUUUAAGGAGCCAUGAGCUGUGUGUGUUUCGUCCUCCACCCCUGAGUUCACCCCACAUUCAGGCAACAGUUGGUCGUGUGGGACCAGCCCGGGCUCUGGAUGGGGAGGGGGAGUCUCGCGAUUGCUCUUUCCAGUGCAGCCACUGUUGCCGCCCAGAAGCCUCCCUUCUCCCCUUCCUCGUCCCCCCUCAUCUUUCCCGCUCCAACGCCAUGGAGCCGGACACGGCCACAGAGGCAGCCACCGUGGCAGCCUCGGAUACCAGAGCCACAAUCGUGGUCAUAGAGGAUGAGCAGCCCGGGCCGUCCACCUUUAAGGAGGAGGGAGCGGCUGCCGCCGCCACGGAAGCCACCACGGCCACUGAGAAGGGCGAGAAGAAGAAGGAGAAAAUCACUUCUCCAUUUCAACUCAAACUUGCUGCUAAAGCUUCCAAAUCUGAAAAGGAAAUGGACCCAGAAUAUGAAGAGAAAAUGGUAAAUAUACCCUUGAAAGCAGACCGAGCAAAGAGAUUUGAGUUUUUACUGAAGCAGACAGAACUUUUUGCACAUUUUAUUCAACCUUCAGCACAGAAGUCUCCAACAUCUCCUCUCACCAUGAAACUGGGACGUCCUCGAGUAAAGAAAGAUGACAAGCAGAGCUUGAUUUCUGCUGGAGACUAUCGCCACAGGCGCACAGAACAAGAAGAAGAUGAAGAACUGCUGUCAGAGAGUCGGAAAACAUCUAAUGUGUGUGUUCGAUUUGAGGUCUCACCUUCCUAUGUGAAAGGAGGACCCCUGAGAGAUUAUCAGAUUCGAGGACUAAACUGGUUGAUCUCUCUGUAUGAAAAUGGAGUCAAUGGUAUUUUAGCUGAUGAAAUGGGUCUUGGGAAGACUUUACAAACCAUUGCUUUGCUUGGUUACCUGAAGCACUACAGAAACAUUCCUGGACCCCACAUGGUUUUAGUUCCAAAGUCUACGUUACACAACUGGAUGAAUGAAUUUAAACGAUGGGUUCCAUCUCUCCGUGUUAUUUGUUUUGUUGGAGACAAAGAUGUAAGAGCUGCUUUUAUUCGUGAUGAAAUGAUGCCAGGAGAGUGGGAUGUCUGUGUGACUUCUUAUGAGAUGGUAAUUAAAGAAAAAUCUGUGUUUAAAAAGUUUCAUUGGAGAUACUUAGUCAUUGAUGAAGCUCACAGAAUAAAAAAUGAAAAAUCUAAACUUUCAGAGAUUGUUCGUGAGUUCAAGUCCACUAAUCGCUUACUUCUAACUGGGACACCUUUGCAGAAUAACCUGCAUGAACUCUGGGCUUUACUUAACUUUCUAUUACCGGAUGUCUUUAAUUCUGCAGACGACUUUGAUUCUUGGUUUGACACUAAAAAUUGCCUUGGUGAUCAAAAACUUGUGGAAAGACUCCAUGCAGUUUUAAAGCCAUUUUUGUUACGUCGUAUAAAAACUGAUGUAGAGAAGAGUCUGCCUCCCAAAAAGGAAAUAAAGAUUUACUUGGGACUGAGUAAAAUGCAACGAGAAUGGUAUACAAAAAUUCUGAUGAAAGAUAUUGAUGUUUUAAACUCUUCUGGCAAGAUGGACAAGAUGCGACUCUUGAAUAUUCUGAUGCAGCUCCGAAAGUGUUGUAAUCACCCUUAUCUAUUUGAUGGUGCAGAGCCUGGUCCACCUUAUACGACAGAUGAACACAUUGUCAGCAAUAGUGGUAAAAUGGUAGCUCUGGAUAAGCUAUUGGCAAGAAUUAAAGAACAAGGGUCAAGAGUUCUCAUUUUUAGCCAGAUGACUCGGCUGCUGGACAUUCUGGAGGAUUACUGUAUGUGGCGUGGUUAUGAGUAUUGUCGACUGGAUGGACAAACCCCACAUGAAGAGAGAGAGGAUAAGUUCCUGGAUGUGGAAUUACUGGGUCAAAGGGGAGCAAUAGAAGCCUUCAAUGCUCCUAAUAGCAGCAAAUUCAUCUUUAUGCUGAGUACAAGGGCUGGAGGUCUUGGAAUUAACUUGGCAAGUGCUGAUGUGGUUAUCCUAUAUGAUUCAGACUGGAAUCCACAGGUUGAUCUACAAGCUAUGGAUCGGGCACAUCGAAUUGGUCAGAAGAAGCCAGUACGAGUCUUCCGUCUCAUUACUGACAACACAGUGGAAGAACGGAUUGUAGAGAGAGCUGAGAUAAAACUAAGACUUGAUUCAAUUGUUAUACAGCAAGGAAGACUCAUUGACCAACAAUCUAACAAACUGGCAAAAGAGGAAAUGUUACAGAUGAUACGCCAUGGAGCCACCCAUGUUUUUGCCUGUAAAGAAAGUGAGCUGACAGAUGAAGAUAUUACAACUAUUCUGGAAAGAGGGGAAAAGAAGACUGCAGAGAUGAAUGAACGCAUGCAGAAAAUGGGAGAAUCAUCUCUAAGAAAUUUUAGAAUGGAUCUUGAACAAAGUUUGUACAAGUUUGAAGGAGAAGAUUAUAGAGAAAAACAGAAGCUUGGUGUGGUGGAAUGGAUUGAACCUCCUAAACGAGAACGCAAGGCCAACUAUGCAGUGGAUGCCUACUUUAGAGAGGCUUUGCGUGUCAGUGAGCCAAAAAUCCCAAAGGCUCCUCGGCCUCCAAAACAGCCAAAUGUUCAGGAUUUUCAGUUUUUUCCACCACGCUUAUUUGAGCUCCUGGAAAAGGAAAUUCUUUAUUAUCGGAAGACUAUAGGUUAUAAGGUUCCAAGGAAUCCUGAGAUCCCUAAUCCAGCUGUAGCUCAAAGAGAAGAGCAAAAAAAGAUUGACGGAGCUGAACCUCUUACUCCACAAGAGACUGAAGAGAAGGAUAAACUUCUUACACAAGGCUUCACAAACUGGACUAAACGAGAUUUUAACCAGUUUAUUAAAGCCAAUGAGAAGUAUGGGAGAGAUGACAUUGAUAAUAUAGCUCGAGAGGUAGAGGGCAAAUCCCCUGAGGAGGUCAUGGAGUAUUCAGCUGUGUUUUGGGAACGCUGCAAUGAAUUACAGGACAUUGAGAAAAUUAUGGCUCAAAUUGAACGUGGAGAAGCAAGAAUUCAGCGAAGGAUCAGUAUUAAGAAAGCAUUGGAUGCCAAAAUUGCAAGAUACAAGGCUCCAUUUCAUCAGUUGCGUAUUCAGUAUGGAACCAGUAAAGGAAAGAACUAUACUGAGGAAGAAGACAGAUUCUUGAUCUGUAUGUUACACAAAAUGGGCUUUGACAGAGAAAACGUGUAUGAAGAAUUAAGACAGUGUGUACGGAAUGCUCCCCAGUUUAGAUUUGACUGGUUUAUCAAGUCUAGAACUGCCAUGGAAUUCCAGAGACGCUGUAACACUUUAAUUUCAUUGAUUGAAAAAGAAAAUAUGGAAAUUGAGGAAAGAGAGAGAGCAGAAAAGAAGAAACGGGCAACUAAAACUCCAAUGUCACAGAAAAGAAAAGCAGAGUCAGCUACUGAGAGCUCUGGAAAGAAGGAUGUCAAGAAGGUGAAAUCCUAAAGCCUAGAAAUAAAGUUUUAAAUGGGAAACUGCUAUUUUCUUGUUCCCAUCUUCAAAUGCUAAUUACCAGUUCCAGUGUAUUCAUGGUACUCUAAGGAAAAAAAAAAUCUCUUUGGUUUUGAUUUCUUGCAUAUUUUAUAUAUUUUACAAUACUUUCUACCUAAAAUGUGUAGCUUUCUAUUUUAUGCUUUCUAGUAUUUUGUGUACUGUAUUUUGUGCAUUUCAUGUCUUCAUCAAAUUCUUCUCAGUCCUUGUUCUUUUAAAGCUUGUGCUGAGGUUUUAGCUUUUCUAUGUUUUAUAUGCCGCUGCUUUGAAAGAGAACCUAGAUUCUAUAGCUGUAUUAUUGUUGUUUCCGACUUUAAAUUUAUAUGGCUGUGGAAAAACGAAUUAAAAUGAUCUGAGGAGAAAGACCUUUUCACUUCUUUGUUGCUUUCUUUUCUAUUGAGUCUGGCUUGUAUGUGUUACUGCAUACUAUGAUUAGCAUAAUAAUUGUUUCUUUGAGGUCAUCUCAAUAUUUUUUUCCUAAAGAAAUAAAGGGUGAGAAAAGAAAGAUAUUAAAAAAGCCUAAUAUUUGAUACUGUGCUUGCUGUCAGUAUGCGUUACAUUUAAAUUAUUCUCUAAAUAUGCAAGUGGGAAAAUAUAAUAAAGAAAUGCCUAUAAGAAAUGUAA